Arvicanthis niloticus (Nile rat) is the source of this 1112-nucleotide messenger RNA. RefSeq names its product H3.3 histone A (gene H3-3a). Gene Ontology annotation, cellular component: nucleosome. The record is from RefSeq and is a predicted model, not a curated record. Gene Ontology annotation, molecular function: structural constituent of chromatin; DNA binding; protein heterodimerization activity. NCBI's taxonomy places the organism in Eukaryota, Metazoa, Chordata, Mammalia, Rodentia, Muridae.
GUGUGUGAUUGGCUGGCGCGCGGCGCGGGGCGGGGCGGCGUGUGUAGGGGAAAGCCUCGGUGUCAGCCAUCUUUCAAUUGUGUUCGCAGCCUUCGCCGCGCCGCCGCCGCUCUCUAACGCCAGCGCCGCCUCUCGUUUGCCGAGCUCCAGCCGAAGGAGAAGGGGGGUAAAUAAGGAGGUGCCAUGGCUCGUACAAAGCAGACUGCUCGCAAAUCCACCGGUGGUAAAGCACCCAGGAAACAACUGGCUACAAAAGCCGCUCGCAAGAGUGCGCCCUCUACUGGAGGGGUGAAGAAACCUCAUCGUUACAGGCCUGGUACUGUGGCACUCCGUGAAAUCAGGCGCUAUCAGAAGUCCACUGAACUUCUGAUUCGCAAGCUCCCCUUUCAGCGUCUGGUGCGAGAAAUUGCUCAGGACUUCAAAACAGAUCUGCGCUUCCAGAGUGCAGCUAUUGGUGCUUUGCAGGAGGCAAGUGAGGCCUAUCUGGUUGGCCUUUUUGAAGAUACCAACCUGUGUGCUAUCCAUGCCAAACGUGUAACAAUUAUGCCAAAAGAUAUCCAGCUAGCUCGCCGCAUACGCGGAGAGCGUGCUUAAGAGUCCACUAUGAGGGGAAACAUUUCAUUCUCAAAAAAAAAAAAUUUUUUUUUCCUCUUCUUCCUGUUAUCAGUAGUUCUGAAUGUUAGAUAUUUUUUCCAUGGGGUCAAAGGUACCUAAGUCUAUGAUUGCGAGUGGAAACAUAGGGGACAGAAUCAGGUAUUGGCAGUUUCUCCACGUUCAUUUGUGUGUGAAUUUUUAAUAUAAAUGCAAGAUGUAAAGCAUUAAUGCAAGCAAAAUGUUUCAGUGAACACAUUUCAACAGUUCAACUUUAUAACAAUUAUAAAUAAACCUGUUAAAAUUUUCUGGACAAUGCCAGCAUUUGGAUUUUUUUAAAAUAAGUAAAUUUCUUAUUGACGGCAACUAAAUGGUGUUUGUAGCAUUUUUAUCAUACAGUAGAUUCCAUCCAUCACUAUACUUUUCUAACUGAGUUGUCCUACAUGCAAGUACAUGUUUUUAAUGUUGUCUGUCUUCUGUGCUGUUCCUGUAAGUUUGCUAUUAAAAUACAUUAAACGAUA